Messenger RNA from Hibiscus syriacus, 798 nucleotides. RefSeq names its product transcription factor bHLH123-like. The record is from RefSeq and is a predicted model, not a curated record. Gene Ontology annotation, cellular component: nucleus. Gene Ontology annotation, biological process: regulation of transcription by RNA polymerase II. The transcript is spliced from 8 exons. Lineage: Eukaryota; Viridiplantae; Streptophyta; Magnoliopsida; Malvales; Malvaceae. The coding region runs from base 1 to 798 and encodes 265 amino acids. Gene Ontology annotation, molecular function: protein dimerization activity; DNA-binding transcription factor activity, RNA polymerase II-specific; RNA polymerase II cis-regulatory region sequence-specific DNA binding.
AUGGCAGAUGAGUUUAAUACAAGAACAAAUUGGUGGGAUUCAUCGAGGACAGCCGGUUCAUCUUCUGGGUUAAACAAUAGCUUUGGUUGGGCCACUGAAAUGGCUGAUAUCAAAACAACAGCUGCAGCAAGGUCUUCAAUGGAUUCGGUCUCAUCGGUUUUGGGUAGUUCGGUUCUUCAAGCCAUGGAUUGGAACCAAGCUUUUGCCCGUGGGGAGAAGCCUGAGUCUAGUUUCAGUUCCAUGCUUCAAGACCAUAGCCUAUUAACCUGGUUACAUUUCUCAAACAAUGCUCCUUUUUGGAACCCAUCUUCAGCUUCCAUGGCUGAUCAUGUUAAGCCUGGGGUUUUCCCAUCAUUGCAACCCCAGUUUCCAACGGGAACCUUCGAUGAAAAACCAAAGAAGAAAAGUGGAAACGAAUCCACUUCUAAAAGGCCACGAAAUGAAACCCCAUCAACUAUGCCAGCUUUUAAGGUGAGAAAAGAGAAGAUGGAGGACAGAACCACUGCACUCCAACAGUUGGCUUCAUCUUUCGGAAAAACUAAUACAGCCUCAGUGCUCUCAGAAGCCAUUGAAUACAUAAAGUUCCUCCAUGAACAAGUCAGUGCUUUAAGUAUCCCAUACAUGGAAAACAACGAAGCUGCCAUACAAUACCAGCAGGAUCCUGAGAAAUCCAAUGACCCUGAAGGGAAUCUAAGAAGCCGAGAACUAUGCUUGGUGCCGGUGUCCAGCGCAUUUCCAUUGACACACGACUCGCCUGUUGACUUCUGGACACCAACAUUUGGAGCAACUCUCAGGUAG